This is a messenger RNA of Eucalyptus grandis, 2796 nucleotides long. Its product is annotated as putative clathrin assembly protein At1g33340. Gene Ontology annotation, biological process: vesicle budding from membrane; clathrin-dependent endocytosis; clathrin coat assembly. NCBI's taxonomy places the organism in Eukaryota, Viridiplantae, Streptophyta, Magnoliopsida, Myrtales, Myrtaceae. The coding region runs from base 1520 to 2665 and encodes 381 amino acids. The transcript has a single exon. The record is from RefSeq and is a predicted model, not a curated record. Gene Ontology annotation, cellular component: clathrin-coated pit; clathrin-coated vesicle. Gene Ontology annotation, molecular function: clathrin heavy chain binding; SNARE binding; phosphatidylinositol-4,5-bisphosphate binding.
ACCAUAGCAUGAAUGCAAAUCAAAAUCCAUGGCAGUAGUCCAACUUGGCAUGUUCUGUCAUUAAAUCAUUCAUUUGAUGAAAACUUUUACUCAAUACGUCCCUUGACAGCAAAUGCGGAAAACCACUGGGAAAUUUUCUAAAUGGGUUACUAUUGCAGAAAUGAACUCUUCUAGAUAAUAGACUUUGCAUGAGAGCUACAUCUGCUUCAGCUAGUAAUGACUUUGAGUCAGCUAUUAGCCUAUUACUAGGGAGUGAGGGUUGCCUGCAAGUUGAAGCAUAAAUUAUCUGUUUUGUGAGAAAGCGAAGUCAUAGGAUCUAUGCAUAUUCUUUUACUUUUAAUCCGAGGGGUUGGAGCUGUUUGAAGCACCAGAAGAAGCUAUUUAAUAAGGUCUUGGCCUUGGUAAUUGCUACAUCAAUGUACUACUGUUCACUGCGCAUCUAUGGAAUGAUUUCUGCUGAAUGACUUGCUUUACAAAAAGCAUGAUUAUGAUGGUUUAGCUGAUUAGCCAAUCACCUUUCCUCAAGGUUUUUACUGGGCCAGGUCUUUGUGGCUUCAUUUAUUCCUGUAGGUGCCUGGAUAUCAGAGGUUAUAUAUUCUCCUACUCGUUGGAUGCACAGUGAAUUAACUUCUGCAAAACUACUAACAGAAUUUUACUUGGACAAGCAUACAGUACUUGCAAUGCAGUUACGUGUAUAGAACGAACUCAUCUUCCUUGCAGUUAUAUCGACCUAGUCCAAUUAGCUUGGGAUCCUUCUUUAGGGUUUUUAGGCCAAAAAAUGGUUUUUAAGCCCCCGUCAAUUCCUUCUGUCUCUUUGUACUUGGCUAUGUGAGUGUAGACUUUCAUAUUAUUAUUGACUCUCUUUUUAGAGGAAGCAUAUGAAGCAGGGAUUAAAUUGACACAAGGAAUAAUGCAAGUUGGAGUGAGGGAGAAUCUAAUCAAAGUGCAAGUGUUUGGCCACAUAUCUGAGGCUCUAUUCAUACAUGCUAGAAUACAAGCAUUGACAAAGAUUGUGAUGACAAGACGCUGAUGAAUACCUGGAGGAUGGAGCUUUUUCGAAGUCAAAGCCAACAUAAACUGUGAUGCUGCGAAUUGGAAGAGAGAGUGGUGCAAAAGAAUCCUAUUCCAUGAGAAUGAGGUUCUCUCCACCACUAUGACAACACUUUGGUUCCGUUGACUCUUUACAGUGGAAAACUAUGCAUUCAUAUCCAAAACCCUUAGCCUGUGAUGUCCUUCUAAAGCAUUCACUUUUUCUAUUCCUUCUUCAGAAGACUUUUAACAUAUGCUUCUGGCUUUUCAUUUAAAUUCUUCUAAAUCCGGGUGCCUCUUUAUAUGUCUUCUACUUUUCAAGGAGAACGCUGCACGUUUUAAAAUAUGGAUUUGAUUCCGCGGCUUCUUAAAUUUCAAGUCGCCUUCUCCACUCUCCCAUUGUUAUAUAUGCGAACUUCUUGCUUGGUUGUUUUGCACACACUUCCUCCUUCCACCUUCAAGCUGCAAAACAACGAGAGAAGACGGAAGAAUGGCAGCCGCUGCGCAUGCCAAGCUGAGACUAGCUAUUGGUUUUGUCAAAGACCAUGCUUCAGUUGGCAAAGCCAUACUAAACAAGAGAAGUGGGUUGUCCGAGAUUGAAAUCGCUAUAAUUCGUGCAACUGGUCAUGAUAAUAGUCCAGUAGAUGACAAGUACAUGCACGAGAUCCUCUUUCUUGUCUCGAACUUGCCGGAUUCAAUCUUGUUUCUUGCCGAACGGAUUUCUCGACGCCUCAAUACGACGAGAGACCACCAUGUAGCACUCAAGGCACUCUUGUUGACCCACCGCCUCCUUCGCGGAGGCAACCAUGGCUUUGAGUGUCAGCUGCGUAGUGCGCACUUUUCAGGCCAUCUCCAGAUGAGCCCUGGCCAGUGGUUCACAAGAAGCUCCGAUCCCCUGGUUUGCUUUCUUCACAAGUAUGCGGCUUAUCUUAAUGAAAGAAUGGGGUGGAUCAUAAACCCCGGUGGGAAGCUCGAACCUGUUACGGCUCCAGGAUGUGAUUUCGGGUGUUACAGAGAAAGAUCACUGGAAUUAGUAUUUCACAGAUUACCAAAGUGUCAAUUAUUUAUUGACAAGGUCCUGGAAUGUUCACCUUAUGAUGACUUGCCCUCAGAUAGGCUGGCUCAAGCAGCUAUGUGCAACACUUUGAAAGAGAGUUUUCUAGUUUAUACGGCGUUCUGUGAAGGCGUGGCAGCUCUUGUGAACAUGUUCUUCGACUUGACCCUACCAGCAAGAGUCAUAGCUUGUGACAUACUCAAAAAGGCAUCUCAGCAGAGUUUAAAGCUUCAAGAACUGUACGGGAAAUGCAAACGGUCGAUAAGAAUCAGGAACUUGGAGUACCCCUCAGUCGAAGUCAUGACCCUGGAUCACGUUAAGGCAUUGGAGGAAUGCUUAAGCAAUAUCCCCACCGGAGUCUGCAAUUCUCUUAAGAGCACGUCGAUUUCCAAACAUCUGCAUUCAGGUAUGGAUAAAUUAGACGAGGUAAGGGUGAAGAUGGAGUGGAAAGAAAGAGAGGAUGCCAGGCUAAAAACGGGUCUUAGUUAUUCAUCUGCUUCCUUUGUUUCCUGGACGAUGGAGACAAAAAUAAGCAAUGUAUGGGUAGUAUUUGAGGAUGAGGAUGCUAUGGACUCAUCUUGAGAUUAAUGAGAUCAAUAUUUGUCGUUGAUGUACUGCAAAUUUGCACUCGCAAGUGGUUAUAGUCAAGCCCAUUGACGUUUUAAUCUGAAUCACUUUAGACAAAUAACACAGAUCCAGUGAAAAUUAUCUGA